UUCCUGUAAGCUUGAGGUGUCUAGCUAAACAAACAUGGCUGUGCUACGCUAUCAGACGUCGGACUUUUACGAUACGUAGGCAAAUGGAAAUAAGGAAUAUGCGACGAUAAAAUAAGAAAAAUGCCGCGCGUGGUAUGACGCCGAGGUUGGAGCGUGGCUGUGACAUUUAGCCAGUUAGCGCAGUGUAGCCUUUUGUGACCGUGUUUACACAUAGCUAACUCUCCAGUUGGCUAAACCAGGCUAGCAAGAUGGACCUUGGAACAAUGUUGUACAACAACUUAAAAGAUGUUACAUGGAGUACGACGUCCUUACCACUAGAUCAACUUGUCAGUACCUAUAAGUUGCCUCAAAUUGUCAAGCUGGAUAACGGUCAGUCGGUCGAAGGGCUCAGAGACAAUGACUACCUCUUGAUUCAUUCCUGUCGUCAGUGGACGACUAUAACUGCUCACAGUCUGGAGGAGGGACACUAUGUCAUUGGACCCAAAAUAGAGAUCCCAGUUCACUAUGAAGGUCAGUUUAAGCUGCUGGAGCAGGACAGGGACGUCAAGGAGCCUGUACAGUACUUCAACAGCGUGGAGGAGGUGGCCAAAGCGUUCCCCGAAAGGGUGUAUGUCAUGGAAGAAAUUGUUUUCAAUGUUAAGAUGGCUUCUGGGGAAUGCAACGAAGACACAGAAGUUUACAACAUUACACUAAGCACCGGCGACGAACUGACAUUGAUGGGCCAGGCUGAGAUCCUCUACGCCAAAAGCUUCAAAGAAAAAUCGAGGUUCAACACUAUUUUUAAGAAAAUCGGGAAGCUGAACUCCAUAAGUAAGAUCGGACGAGGCAAGAUGCCGUGCUUGAUUUGCAUGAACCAUCGCACCAACGAAAGCAUCAGCCUUCCCUUCCAGUGCAAAGGCAGGUUUAGCACCUGCAGUCCGCUGGAGCUCCAAAUGCAGGAUGGCGAACACAACAUCAGGAACAUUGUGGAGAAAACCCGUCUCCCUGUAAAUGUCACAGUACCCAGCAGUCCGCCCCGAAACCAGCAUGACCUCCAUCUCAUUCGGGAGGGUCACCGCUACAAAUUGGUUAACAUUCAGACAAAGACAGUGGUUGUGUGCUGCAUUCUGCGAAGUAAUAAAAUUAUCCCCAUCCAUUUUCCAUUUCAUAUGGCCAUGCCGAGAUUUAUUGUCCCAGAGGAGCUGCUGCAGGGCGAGUUGUGGCUAGAAACCAUGGUACACCGCUGGUUCUCCUUCUGCCAGGAGCAGUUUGAUAUAGAUGACUAUUCUCGUGCCGUCCGGGAUGUGCGGACUGACUGGAGCGAUGAUGGCAAAAGCCCCAAGAAAAGCGGUGGGAAUGUUAGCUCCAGUGGAAGCAAUGGAGGCAGCAGCAGCAGCUCCAACGGGUCUCAAAACCACAUGCACAUUCCCAGCUCUUUAACUUACGCACGAGAUGAACUCACUCAGUCCUUCCACCGAUUAUCUGUGUGUGUGUAUGGCAGCAACCUGCACGGUAACAGUGAAGUCAACUUGCAGGGCUGCAUGACGCUGUGUGGAGAUUGGGGUCUUCUGCCAUCUGAAAGCAAUGCUUCAGAAUCUGGAGAAAGUGAACACUAUUUCCCCGAACUGAUGGAUUGUACAAACCAACCACCGACCCUCAACAAGCUGGACAUUCCUUAUGAGGAGCUGUGGUUGGAUCACUUGAAAAAUCAGAUUCCGAAGUCUUCUGCGAGUGAAGGAACCCGAGGUGUCAACAAUGGCUGUGCCACAACAGCCGCACUGUCGUUCCCAGUCACUUGUCCUUUGACGGCCAUUACCAGUUCAGAUGUGCCUCUUACACCACCACCGGUCCCACCCAAAUCUGAAGCUGUGAAGGAAGAAUGCCGUCUUUUGAACGCCCCACCGAUCCCUCCAAGAAGUCAGAAACAGAUGCCGUCAGUGCCCAUCCUGUCAAAGCCACGGCAGCAAGACACUCGGUCUCCAAGCCCAACCCUCUCCUAUUAUUCCUCUGGUCUCCACAACAUUAGUGGAGCAUGUGAGCAAGAGGGAGCUGACCCGCAAGAACAAAGCAAUGUUUGCUACCCUUGUAGCUGGGGUAAAUCCAACAGCACUGAACCAAAUGCCACUUCUCCCUGCGGUAGCCUACCAUCGGAUGGGGUGUCGUCCCGGUUGUCUUGGCCAAAUAACUUUAGUGGAGGAGAAUCACGCUGCAUGGAGGAAUUUCUACCAGCAAGUUGUCGAAGUUACUACAGUUACCCCAGAAAGAGAUCCCCGAGCAGCGCAAAGACCUGCACAUCCACCCUGGUUGACUUUGACGGCAGAGAGCAUGCACACAGCAGUAAGGACUUCAGCAUGCAGAAAGCUUCUCUGAACCAGUUCUGUACCAAGUCCUCAAGUUACAAUUCAGAAAUGUACAGAGACAAGCCGAUAGAAGAAUCUAACACUAAGCAGAGCCUCUCCUGCCCCAUCUUACCCCCGAGAACGCCAAAACCAAAUGCAGUGAAAAAGGGCACAGAGUCACUGUCAGAUUCAGUGUGUGACAAUAAACAGGAGCCUUUGAAUUCCUCAUUCACUCAACCUGAGCAGCAAGAGCAGGGCACAACGGAUAUAUACUCUAUCUCUAUCUCCAACUCAUUAACUCUUAACUGUCCACCCUCUCCUCCCACUGCACAGUGGCAGCCGCCGUCCAGCUUAGCCGGCCUUUCUAUUGAAGAGGUCUCCAAAUCUCUGAAGUUUAUCGGCCUGCCUGAUGACAUUGUUUCUCUUUUUGUGUCUGAGAAGAUUGACGGGAAUCUGCUCCUUCAGCUCACCGAGGAGAUUUUGUCCGAGGACUUCAAGCUAAGCAAGCUGCAGGUGAAGAAACUCAUGCAGUUCAUAAAUGGAUGGAGACCCAAGAUAUAGAGCGUAUACGACACUAAAUCCAGUUGUAAAGCAGAGAUAGACAUGCCUUCAGUAUAUAUGCUAUGCACACCAAGCCACAACGAGUUUCCUUUUGUAUGGUAUGAACUUAUUUCCUUGUUACGACAUUGUGGGUAGGGUGUUGUUGGAUAAUACUUCCCAGCUCGCCUAUAGUCUGUGACUGCUACUUGCUAAUUGAAUGGAACUGUUUGGCACUUUCAUGAAGACGUUUUCAUGUCAACUACUUAGUACUUUUUCAUACAUGUUCAUGCCAUCACUUCAAUCCUAAAUUAAAGGUCCAGUGUGUUAGUUGUAGUGAGAUAUAUUUGGAGAACUUACUAUUGAAUCAUAUUUUCGUAAGUUUAUAAUCAACUGAAACUGAAACCUGGACAGACAAACACAACACAAACACUAGCUCUACCUUUCAUUUAGUGUAUAGUGAACUCUGUAGUUUCUUAUGCUUUCGGAAAGAGUAGGAAAAUAUUUAAAGAGUAUUGGUUGUAAUCUGCAGUCUUGCCACUAGGUGACACUAAAUCCUACACACUGGACCUUUAAGCCAAAUCCUGUAAAGGAAAUCAUCAUUGACGCUAAGGGUAUGAGACAUACCAAAGACAUUAAAAUUAGAUCUGCUUUUCUGUUCUUAAAGGUGGAUCCAAACAAAUGUUGCAAAGACGGCACAGACUAGAAAAUAUUUGGCUUUAGUAUAUGCUGCUUAAUUCACCCCCGAAGCUAUGUAUUAUCUGUAUUUGGUAUGAAAAAUAAUGGUAUUUUAAAUCAUAAUUAUAUAAACAAUUAUAAUGACUAACUCAUAGCCAGAUCAUUCAGCUACUGAUAGACAUGGCUGAGAUCAGGGCUGCAAUAGAUAAUAUUUCUAAACAUUAAAAAAAUUAAAUUGACCGCUCUGAAAAAGGUAUAAAGCUAUUCUUAGUUUCUUUUUAAAAGCAACCAAUCUGAGCUCUCCAGAAGCUCUAUGCCUGGUCUGCACCAGUAAAGUUUAUUUUUAAAUGGACAGAGGAGCGGUGGCAUUAGUGAAUAUAAUUAGAUUUUCAAGGCCCUUAAUGGGUAAAAAUAAAAUACAUCAAUCUGAUAGCGAGUGAAAGAGCUGGUUUACUUUCCAGUUUCAGAAGUUGAAUUGUCACAUGCAUUUAAACCAGCUGGACUUGGAAAUUGCAUUCUUUGAAUUAUGUUCUACUUGGAACUAUGCUAACAACAGCGAACCAAAUCAAAUGUUAUCAUGAGCUCUCAAGUGCAACAGGAUGCAAAAAGAACACUUAUGCAAGAUUCUAUUUCUGCCUUUUUAACCAUAAGUAGAAAUUCUACUUGACGUCAAUCAAUUUAAAAUGUAACACGAGGCUGUUUGAAGCUCAAAUUAUGCCCCGACUUUAACAUGGAAAUAACCAAUAGAGCAAAAUGGACCAUGAAGUUCUAAAUAAAACACAAAUUAUGCAUCAUGCACUUUGGUAGAUUUCAGUUUAAAUAUUUGCAAUUAAGGUCAUUAAAAUAGUUAAAAUAGUGUGUGUGUGUGUGUAGACAGAGUGAAUGCACUACAUGUUUAUUCUGAUGGUACUUAUCCUUUUGCUUGAUUUGUAAGUGUCUUCUAACGCGCCUUAACCCAGAGACCUUAAAAUGUUAAAUAUGUCACCUUGGCUUAAAUGUUUUCAUUUUGUCUGUGUCUUAUCAUGAGAAUGUACUCAACACAAACUGAGGGAAAGAUGAUAAGUUUGUGUCCCCCCCCCCACACCCCAGAGGCAUGAAAGCUAAGAAAAGAAUACUUGGUAACACUAGUAAUGAAUAUUUUUUCUAUACCCUGGAUUCAGAAUUGAUUUAUUUAUGCAGUAAUUGUAAUGCAAUGCAAAAUAUGCAGUAACGGUUAUUCUCAGAGGGUUUGAGAGGCUGGAAAAUGAAGGUGCCACAGCAGCAACAGUGAUUCUGCUACCCAGGUCUGCUCAGUUGGCCAGACAGCUGUCAUUUUUAUUACCCCCUUGACACUUGUUUUGUUUUUUUUUAGCGGGGUGUUACAUAUUUUACGUGGUAUUUUUUUUAUUAUUAUUAUUUUGUAUGUAAGUGCAAAUUUAAUGUAAUUUUUUUUUUUAAAGAAAAUUUGUUACUAAUGUUGAAAUUAUUUUUAUGGAAAAAAAAAAAGCUUAUGUUCAAAUUUUUAUUUUGUAAAAUGUGGAUUCUACUUGGGUUUUAAGUAAAUCCAUGCAUUAAAAAUAAUGGUUACAGGGAGAGAAAAAACAAACAAAAAAAAAUAGCAAGCCUCAGACACACUACAGAGACGGCGACCAAAAAAAAAAAAAAAAAAAAAUGUCAAUAAGAAAUAAGUGUAAUUUUCCAGAUUUGCUUCUAACUUCGUGACAGGUAUUUCUGUGUCUGAUGUUCCUUGAAACUGUUAUUAUAUGGCGGUGAUUAAUGUCUUAUGCAAUAGCCAUAGCACUCUGAAGACAGUGUGAAGGAACAACAAAGUAUAAAAAAAGGCAGUGGAGUAUUACGUGUAUUGAAACUGCCUCAGUGUUAAUUUCUGACUAUUGUGCAUGCCAAAGGAAUUCGUCCAAGUCAGUGAUGUUUCUUGAAUAAUUCUGGGAUAUGAACUGUGAACACACUACAACAAGUAGCCCUGUCCUACUAACUCUAAAAAUAAUCUACUUGUCAGCUCUGGAAUGAGACCUACAUGAAUUAUUGACAUUCUUCAAAAAAAUAAAAAAAAAACAGUAAAUGACUGUGACUCUGGGUUUGACAGCAUUACUCAAAUCUUGAGUUAUGAGCAGUCAGCUUUCUCUUGAACUCUUUUUUUUUGAUUGUAUAAUCUAAUAAAAUGGAUUAACUGGUA
Messenger RNA from Mugil cephalus (flathead mullet), 5706 nucleotides. It is a transcript of the gene garem1, whose product is annotated as GRB2 associated, regulator of MAPK1. Gene Ontology annotation, biological process: epidermal growth factor receptor signaling pathway; cellular response to epidermal growth factor stimulus. Gene Ontology annotation, molecular function: proline-rich region binding. The record is from RefSeq and is a predicted model, not a curated record. Lineage: Eukaryota; Metazoa; Chordata; Actinopteri; Mugiliformes; Mugilidae. Bases 249 to 2879 code for a protein of 876 amino acids. The transcript has 6 exons.